This is a messenger RNA of Hyla sarda, 4724 nucleotides long. It is a transcript of the gene SAXO6, whose product is annotated as Mdm1 nuclear protein. The transcript is spliced from 15 exons. NCBI's taxonomy places the organism in Eukaryota, Metazoa, Chordata, Amphibia, Anura, Hylidae. Gene Ontology annotation, biological process: negative regulation of centriole replication. Bases 202 to 2454 code for a protein of 750 amino acids. The record is from RefSeq and is a predicted model, not a curated record. Gene Ontology annotation, molecular function: microtubule binding.
CCUAAUCGCACAGUGAGGGGACGCCGGAAGACGCCCUGUGAUUGGUGCAGCCGCUUCUGGGGCUCGUUAGCAGUCAGCAGUGCGCAUGCGCACAGAGCAGGACGCGGACAGUCCUUUACCUAGGUAACGGGCUAUGUUUACAGAUCUGUGACCGGACAGCUCAGGCACUCAGGAGGUUACGGGGCUGCGGAGGACAAGGAGAUGCCGGUCAAAUUUAAGGGUUUAUCGGAGUAUGACACGAAUUUCAAGCCGAGAUCCUAUGAUGCAUCUCAAGCUCAGAGGUCUAGAUGGGCAGGCCUUCCUUCUGAUGAACUUGGUAUUACUAGAGAGCCCAACUUUCCUUCAAAACGAAGAGUUCAAUAUUAUAAUCCCCAGAUUGCAAAAAGCUUUCAGUGGGAAGAAAAUGAUGGCUUUGAUGCAGAAAGUUUAAACUUGGGUCAAGAAGAUAAAAAGCGAUCCAUGGUUGAAGAGAAAAUACACACGCCAGAUGCUCCAAGCUUGCAAAAAAAAUCAAGAUCUGAGUCAGCAGUACCUAGAGUAGUGCCUGACAAUGGCAGCUCUGCAGCUCCAGGCAUUCAGUUAGUUGAUGACAUUGCAACAGUGCCUAUACAGAAACCUGCAAAUGUAAGUGAACCCAAGAACAAAGAAGUGGAAAAAAGCAAAAGACCACCACCUGUGUCUGUUGAUGGUGUUCAACGAAAAGACACAAAUGGCAUUCACAGGGUUCUGCAGAAGAAGGCUGGCAUGAACGUAGCCCCUCUACAUCAUCCGCUCAAGUUAUCUGAGUACAGAAGGCAGUAUGAACGGAAGACUCCCGCAGAAAAUUCACCAUUGCUUGCGGCUGAACAGGUGGUACAUAAUAAGAACCAAGCAGUCCCUCCAUUUAAGACAACAAAAGUCUGUGCAGAUACUGAGUAUAAAAGCCAAUUUAAAGGGUCACCCCCUGCAAAAGGACCAAAACUACGGAAAAACUGGGAAGACAGACAUAUUUUACAAUAUGAUCAAGAACACCAUUCUCCUAAGAGGAAGGAUAAAAAGAAAGACAUUACUACAGUGGAAACUGGCUCUCCUUGCGUGGAUACAUCUCAGAAGGAACGUGAAGAAUUCGUUAAUAGAAAGAUUCUUAAAGAAAAAAUUGUUCAGCAGCUCAAAACUUCAAAGUAUUAUAGUAAAGUAAAAUCCGAGUAUUCUGCAAACUUUUUAUCACCUUCAGACUAUAAAUACAAAGAUGGUGCAUGGGUGAGGACAAAAUACCAAGAAAACGAUCAAGGUUCCUCUCUCAGUGUAGGCUCCAUGUGGGUUGCGGAGGUAAGAGAAUUACGAGAAAAAGCUGAGUACUAUAGACGUCGUGCACAGGGAACACACUUCUCCCGCGAGCACCUCAAUCAGAUAAUCUCUAAUAACAACAGACUGUGGGAGAUAUCUACAAACUCUAGCAGUGAGGAAGAUCUAAGCAGGAAUAUUAAAGCUCUAGAUCUGGCUGGAUUGCAGAAAUCUUCGAUGAAAGAAAAGUUCCAACGAUCACCAGCAAAAAUCAAAAUGCCAUCAGAUACUGGGAAUCUAGGGGUUUCAGAUUCUCCCACUCUACCAGUUAGAAGGAAAUUAGUCUGGGAUGAAUACGAUGAUGAAGAAGAUGCAGCACCAAUGGAAAACAUAGAACAUUUGCAGAUUGAGGAGAAACCUGAUGAGAAUGGAGAGGGAGACCAUGAAGACGAAAAAAACACAACAGAAAAGCCCUUUAAAAACAACAAUGGAAAAAGAAGUACACAGAAUGCAGUUGAUACAAAGCAUAGUCCUUUUGAAGAACAGUCUGAUGUUUCCUCAGUGUCAGUGAUUGAAGGAAGACUUCCUACUCCAAAACUAAAAACAUAUGGGCUAGCACAGAGGACUCACCAUGACCGAACGACUCCAACCAAAGGAGGUGCUCUUUUAGUGUCCCCAAGUAAACAGCAUGAUCAUUCAGAACUUAUGCAUCAAUCCAUAAAAAGAGAUUCUUCUCCCCCCAAGAAAUUACCCAAUGGUUUACAUGAAAGAAAGUCAAAUCAGGGUGAGGAGAAUCACUCUGUAAACUCUCCCCCUGUUGCUGGUCUGAUGACUUUUGAUCCAUUGCCAAUACGAGAGGAUCCAUGGCCAAGUCCACGUAUUUCCAGCAAUACUUCUCCAGCAGCUAUAUAUUAUCCAGUCAACAAGCCUGUGGAGAAAGCUCUUGAGCACACAUCUCAACAGUGGAAUCCAUCAUGUCGAAUACACGGAUCAUUACGAGAUCCUGAGUUUCAACACAAUGGAAAAUUUAACAGUUACAACUUUUACAAUGCAGCACCUUAUGAGGACAAUAGCAUUGAAGAUGACCGGCUAUCGCAAAUAUCUGCUAGGUCAGCAGCUUCAAGUUCCCUUGCAUCUCAAGUCUUAGAGCGUGCCCAGAAAAGAAAGGAGUAUUUUUGGGGAAAGAAGUGACUGAGGAAGUCAGCUGCGAAAAGUUGUUCAUAUUUUUUUCUAACAGCAGUCAUUACAUAUUUUAAAAAAAAAUUCUGUAUUUUAAUACUGAAAAUUAGAUUUUUGUUUCAGUAUAUAUUUUUACAUUGCUCUUUAUAGUCCUGAACUGAAAUUAUGACCGCAGAGAUGCUUUGAUUCUCCUGCAAUUAACUUUUGAAGUUUUUUGUACAAGAGCAAUAUAUUUUACAUGGCAGCACCUGAGAGUGGUGGAGUACACCCUACCUGCUUUCAUAUGUUGGGAGUAUGUAAUAAACUCAGCAUAAUUCUUUAAAGGAGUGGAGAGAGGUGCUCAGUUAAGGGCUCCACAUUUCUCUAUUCACUUCAGGUCCACAGUGGCUGCAGGGAGCUCCAAUUUUACCACACAUGAUACAUAGUACCAACUACUGUUUUGCAUCUCACAGAUGUAAUGUACUACAGGGUACAUCUUAGACAAUCCAUAGGGCAGGGGUCUCAAACUCCCAGCCCGCAGAACAAAAUUUUGUGGCCCAGGCGCCGGGCAGGUGAUUUCUUCAGGAAUUGAGCCCUGCUUCGGGCAAGCAGCGCUAAAUGCUGGAAGACUUCACACACGUUGGCACACACUGCUACUGUACCUAUAUCUUUCUGCUGCAGCCUAUAACGAGCCUUUCUGGAGGGAUGCGCGCAAUUGGUGACAUCAUUGCAUCCGCAGCGCCAGACGCUGGGACGCUGACGUCCUGCGCAGCGCAUGUGAUGAUGUCACCUAACGCUCGCAUCCCCGAAAACAAGGCUCGUUUUGGGCUGCAGCAGGGAGAUGUAAGUACUGUAGCUGUGAAACUUAACUUAACUUGCCUAAUUACUUGCCUAAUAAGGGAGGACCUGCUUAUCACCAGGGGCUAUCCUAUCUUCUUAGGGGGCAUAAUUGUUUAAAUAGGAGCCCUACCUGCCGGGGGUAAAAUCUAUCUGGGGGCCUGUACACCUAUUGGGAACCCCUACCUGAUCAUCAGGUAAGGCUCCCCAGUAGGUAGACAGGCCCCCAGAUAGAUAUUACUCCCAUCAGUGAUGGUGAUCAUAUCUAUCUGUGGCCUCUAUACCUACUUGGGAGCCGUACCAGAUGGGGGUCAUAUCUAUCUGGGGGCCUGUGUACCUACUGGGGAGCCCUACCUUAUGGGGCCAUAUCUAUCUGUGGGCAUGAUGGGGGCAUUAUAUGUGAGGGGAACAUGAGGGGGGUAUUAUAUGUGAGGGGCGCAUGAUGGGGGCAUUAUAUGUGAGGGGUGCAUGAUGGGGGCAUCAUAUGUGAGGGGCGCAUGCGGCUCAGCCUCUACCUCCAGUGGCCCCCAGAUAAUUUGAGUUUGAGAACCCUGCCAUAGGGGGGGGUCAAACGUCACUGAUAAAGUAGUUUCCUAGACAAAAAAGGGUUUGCACAACUCUUUUUGUUAUUGUAAAAGCCAGUUGCCACUGGUGGUCUGAAAAGCUGUCCGGUUCUCAUUUGUGUACAAACAAUGCAAUACCCCUAGACAUGAAUGAGUCUACUAUCCCAUUGCUAUAAAUGUCUCCCAAAUGAACUAUGCCCCUAGACAGGAAGGAGUUUAAUAUACCAUUGGUAUAAAUGAUCCGCAAACAAACAAUCCCCCUACACAUGAAGGAGUCUAACCCCUUAAAGACACAGCCCAUUCUGGCCUUAAGAUCAGCAAAGGAAAAAAUGUGUAUAGAUGUCCUGGUUGGCACCUUCCCCAAGUGGAAUAAGAUCAAGUUUAGCCAAAGUUAAAAAUAAAAUGGCUUUUAUUCAAUAAAAUGCAACUUCAUUGUUUUGAACCCGAGCCGGGUUCUUCGUCAGGCAAUAAAUAGUUCAAGGCGGGAAACCCGCCAUCUUAAGUAUACAUGCACUUAGUUACAACCGGGUCAUAAGAUCUAAAGACAUGUAAAUUAGCAUAUGGUAAAGAAUUGUGACAAUCAGCUAAAACAAAUGAGAAAUAAUAAUAAUGAUAACCAUAGCAUGCAUGAAUAGCACGAGCAACAUGGCAUAACCUUUUGGAUAUAUAUUGCCAAUGACCUUAAAACUAUCAUUUACGUUUCGCCAUAGAUUUUUGGGUAAAAUGACUGAUGUCACUACAAAGUAGAAUUGGUGGUGCAAAAAAUAAGCCAUCAUAUGAAUUUUUAGGUGCAAAAUUUAAAGAGUUAUGAUUUUUUAAAGGUAAGGAGGAAAAAAUGAAAGUGCAAAAACUGAAAAACCCCUGGACCUUAAGGGGUAAAGGGGCUAAUACCAUUGGUAUAAA